This is a messenger RNA of Ostrinia nubilalis (European corn borer), 1034 nucleotides long. It is a transcript of the gene wupA, whose product is annotated as troponin I. The record is from RefSeq and is a predicted model, not a curated record. Lineage: Eukaryota; Metazoa; Arthropoda; Insecta; Lepidoptera; Crambidae. The transcript is spliced from 10 exons. Gene Ontology annotation, biological process: muscle contraction. Gene Ontology annotation, cellular component: troponin complex. Bases 135 to 794 code for a protein of 219 amino acids.
CGCCCACGCACUGCCCGCCGCACCUUGCCGCCCGCGACGCGCCAGUCAGCAGCUGUGGCUCGUGUUGGCUGAACCAUCAGAUAGGGCCAUCCUCUUUUCUCUUGCCUUAGGACACCAGAACAAACACAAUCACAAUGGCGGAUGAUGAAAAAAAGCGUCUCGAGGAGGCGAAGAAGGCCAAACAGGCCGAGAUCGACCGCAAGCGCGCUGAGGUGCGCAAGCGCAUGGAGGAGGCCUCCAAGGCCAAGAAGGCGAAGAAGGGUUUCAUGACACCGGAGAGGAAGAAGAAGCUCAGGUUGCUGCUGCGUAAGAAAGCCGCUGAGGAGCUGAAGAAGGAACAGGAACGCAAAGCCGCCGAGAGGAGGCGCAUCAUCGAGGAGAGGUGCGGUAAACCCAAGAACAUCGAAGAUGCCAACGAAGCAAUGCUCAAGAGAAUAAUACAGGAGUAUUAUGACCGCAUGUAUGUGUGUGAGGGCCAGAAGUGGGAUUUGGAACAUGAAGUCAGGAAAAGAGAUUAUGAGAUCUCCGACCUGAACUCUCAAGUCAACGACCUUAGAGGCAAAUUCGUCAAACCUACGCUAAAGAAGGUGUCCAAAUACGAGAACAAAUUCGCCAAGCUCCAGAAGAAGGCCGCCGAGUUCAACUUCCGUAACCAACUCAAGGUCGUCAAAAAGAAGGAGUUCACCCUUGAAGAGGAAGACAAAGAGGGCGGUGCUGGAGGAAAGAAAAAGCCAGACUGGUCCAAGGGCAAGCCAGGAGAUCAGAAGGUAAAAGAGGAAGAAGUUGAGGCAUGAAGUUCUACUUAAUAACUUAAUUGUAUCCUAAGACCAGUGUCUCCAGCCAGAACGAUCCACCUGUUCCAUGACCAUACUCCUCCUACCACGAGGCCGAUGUGUUAUCAGUUAUCUGCCUGGCAUAUUCCUCCAUUAUGUAUUGUCCGAAAAUGCCAGCCUUUCGAACAACACAACUUUUAUAUUUAUUUAUUAAAGUAAUGUUUUUUUAAGAUACGUUUAAUAAAUUAAUUUUCUGUAUUA